AGGAUGAUGCGUUGCCAAGUUCUUGAUUGAGGAGUUGAAGCUUGAUGUCAAUGUGAAGGAUGAGGAUGGUGAGACUCCUCUUCUCCAUGCUUCACGACAAGGACACAUACACAUGGCAAAAUAUCUUUUGGAGAAAGGGGCAGAUCCUUCUGCUUCCAGUGAAUUAGGAGUCACACCUCUGCAUCAUGCGGCUGGAAUAGGAAACAUUGAGUUGCUGAAUCUUCUACUUUCAAGAGAAGUUGAUGUGGAAUCUCAUAGUGAUUCUGGCACUCCAUUGGUCUGGGCUGCUGGUCAUGGGCAGCAAGAAGCAGUGAAGGUUUUGUUAGAACACCAUGCUAAUCCAAAUACUGAAACAGAUGACGGAAUUACUCCAUUGUUGUCAGCCGUUGCGGCUGGAUCAUUGUCAUGCUUGGAGCUACUUAUUCAGGCAGGUGCUAAUCCUAACAUCAAAGCAGGUGGAAUAACUCCAUUGCACAUUGCGGCAGAUCUAGGGAGCAAAGAAAUUCUCAAUUGUUUACUAAAAGCUGGGGCAGAUCCUAAUAUUCCUGACGAGGAUGGCCAAAAGCCAAUACAGGUUGCUGCUGUUAGAGGCAACAGUGAAGCUGUUAAAGUUCUUUUUCCACUGACAUCCCCUGUUAAAGAUAUAUCAAACUGGAGCAUUGAUGGAGUCAUUGAACACAUGCAGUCCGAUUCAAGUAAAGAAUUGGAAAGUGCAAAAGAACCAGAAAUGCCAACGAAAACCAGUUCUCAGAGGCCGCAAAUUGUUGAGGUAACACCUGAGGCGAAGGAGAAAUCCUUGGAAGCUAAAUCCAGAGGUGAUGAUGCAUUCAAAAGAAAAGAUUAUCUCAUGGCAAUAGAUGCAUAUACACAGGCUAUUGAUCUUAACCCCAAUGAAGCAACCUUGCUAUCCAAUAGAAGCCUUUGUUGGAUCCAAUUGGGACAAGCAGAGCAUGCCUUAGCUGAUGCCAGGGCUUGCAGGCAGCUAAGGCCUGACUGGUCUAAAGCAUGCUACAGGGAAGGUUCAGCGCUCCUUUUAUUGCAGAGGUUUGAUGAAGCAGCAAAUGCCUUUUAUGAAGGUGUACAGCUUGAUCCUGAAAAUAAGGAGCUUGUAAAGGCCUUCAGGGAAGCUGUGGAAGCUGGAAGGAAAUUUCAUGGCACGGAUAAAAGCCAAAACGGUGAUACUAAAAAUGGGUAAUUAGUUUUAAUUUUUAAGCUCGACACUUCUGCAGUGUCCCAAAGGAGUGAUAUUUGUGAGGCUGGUGCUUAUGUAGAAUAUGUACCAUUAUUCACUAUUAUUAUUUUGACAUUUUAUGGCCUCAAAACUGAAGGAUGAUCAUGUGACUUUUACAAAGUGAUCUGUGUAGUGAAAUUUUGGCUAUGGACUAGCUCUUUAAAUAAGAUAAGUUAUUAUA
Molecule: messenger RNA, 1412 nt
Organism: Asparagus officinalis (garden asparagus)
Lineage: Eukaryota; Viridiplantae; Streptophyta; Magnoliopsida; Asparagales; Asparagaceae
Product: ankyrin-1
Exons: 11
Coding region: 113-1195 (360 amino acids)
Molecular function (GO): protein binding
Source: RefSeq, a predicted model, not a curated record